AUGUCAACAGAGACACAGUUGAUCCAAUCAUGGAUCAAAGACAAUGGAAAUGCAAAAAGGAUCAUCCUUCGUAAAGUCAACACCAUCAUAUUGAACAUCAUUCCGGAUGAUGUUUCCUUACUAGCUUGUGAUGCUUGGACCAUACUAGCUGAUCAAUUUGAUUGCAUUGACAUAUCUGUUCAGUACACCAUUAAAAAUCAGCUGAAUGACCUGAGAAUGAAAAAUGCAGGUGAUACUCAAUGCUAUGUAUCAGUGCACAUCUCUGCAAAUGAACACUUAUCAUACAUGGGGGCACCACUGAACAACUUGGAAGCCAUCUAUUUAUUGCUUUGUGGAUUGCCUGCCACUGGCCUAUGGACAUGUGUCCACAAAAUUAUUGACAUCCAGCCCAUCCACUUUGAGCAACUUAUCCAGCAAUAA
Serpula lacrymans var. lacrymans S7.9 is the source of this 420-nucleotide messenger RNA. RefSeq lists its product as uncharacterized. The transcript has 2 exons. The record is from RefSeq and is a predicted model, not a curated record. NCBI's taxonomy places the organism in Eukaryota, Fungi, Basidiomycota, Agaricomycetes, Boletales, Serpulaceae. Bases 1 to 420 code for a protein of 139 amino acids.